GAGCAGUCUCACAGGUGCUGGACAGCCUGGAGGAAAUUCAUGCACUUACAGACUGCAGUGAAAAAGACUUAGAUUUUCUUCACAGUGUUUUCCAGGAUCAACAUCUUCACACACUACUAGAUCUUUAUGACAAAAUAAACACAAAAUCUUCACCACAAAUCAGGAAUCCUCCAAGUGAUGCUGUACAGAGAGCCAAAGAGGUAUUGGAAGAAAUUUCAUGUUACCCAGAGAACAAUGAUGCAAAGGAGCUAAAGCGUAUUUUAACACAACCUCAUUUCAUGGCCUUACUUCAAACUCAUGAUGUAGUGGCACAUGAAGUUUACAGUGAUGAAGCUCUGAGAGUUACACCUCCUCCCACGUCUCCAUACUUAAACGGAGACUCUCCAGAAAGCGCCAACGGUGACAUGGAUAUGGAGAAUGUGACACGAGUUCGACUGGUACAGUUCCAGAAGAACACAGAUGAACCAAUGGGAAUCACUUUAAAAAUGAAUGAACUGAACCAUUGCAUUGUGGCAAGAAUUAUGCACGGAGGAAUGAUUCACCGGCAAGGUACGCUACACGUAGGGGAUGAAAUCCGAGAAAUAAAUGGAAUCAGUGUGGCAAAUCAAACUGUAGAACAACUACAAAAAAUGCUUAGGGAAAUGCGUGGAAGUAUUACCUUUAAGAUUGUGCCAAGUUAUCGCACGCAGUCUUCAUCCUGUGAGAGAGAUUCCCCCUCUACAUCCAGACAGUCCCCAGCUAAUGGUCAUAGCAGCACUAACAAUUCUGUUUCGGACUUGCCAUCGACAACACAACCAAAAGGACGACAGAUAUAUGUAAGAGCACAAUUUGAAUAUGAUCCAGCAAAAGAUGACCUCAUUCCUUGCAAAGAAGCUGGCAUCAGAUUCCGCGUUGGUGAUAUUAUUCAAAUCAUAAGCAAAGACGAUCACAACUGGUGGCAGGGUAAACUUGAGAACUCCAAAAAUGGUACUGCAGGUCUUAUUCCUUCUCCUGAACUUCAAGAAUGGCGAGUUGCUUGUAUUGCCAUGGAGAAGACCAAACAGGAGCAACAGGCCAGCUGUACAUGGUUUGGAAAGAAAAAAAAGCAGUACAAAGACAAAUAUUUGGCAAAGCACAAUGCAGUGUUUGAUCAAUUAGACCUCGUCACAUAUGAAGAAGUAGUAAAACUGCCAGCAUUCAAAAGGAAAACACUAGUCUUACUAGGUGCACACGGUGUUGGAAGAAGACACAUAAAAAACACACUCAUCACAAAACACCCGGACAGAUUUGCUUACCCCAUUCCCCACACAACCCGACCUCCAAAGAAAGAUGAAGAAAAUGGGAAAAAUUACUACUUUGUAUCACAUGACCAAAUGAUGCAGGAUAUAUCAAACAAUGAAUAUUUGGAAUAUGGCAGCCAUGAGGAUGCAAUGUAUGGGACAAAACUGGAAACAAUACGAAAGAUCCAUGAGCAGGGACUAAUUGCAAUACUUGAUGUAGAACCUCAGGCAUUGAAGGUCCUGAGAACUGCAGAGUUUGCUCCUUUUGUUGUUUUUAUUGCUGCACCUACGAUUACCCCAGGCAUUAAUGAGGAUGAAUCUCUUCAGCGCCUGCAGAAGGAGUCUGAAAUCUUACAGAGAACAUAUGCACACUACUUUGACCUAACAAUUAUCAACAACGAAAUUGAUGAAACUAUCAGGCACCUGGAGGAAGCCAUCGAGCUUGUGUGUACAGCCUCACAGUGGGUCCCGGUCUCCUGGGUCUACUAGACCAGUCACAAGAGAAUUGAAUCAAAAGUCUGUCAUUACUGGGAACCACCUGAUACGUGGAAGUCCUCCUCGUUAUUGACCUUGUGUCAGCAGGUCUUGGCCCCUAGAGACUACCUAGAUGUAGUGUGACCUAAAAUAUAAUUAUUGUCAUGUCCGAAUAGAUAGGAAGAGGGGGAAAAAAAAUUAAACAUUAAUUUAAAGAGACAGUAUCUUUUUUUAAUCAUUUCUCCUAAACUUUAAUAGAAUGUAUCUUUAAAUAUAUGUAUUAUUCAGUCCUUUGGGAUGUUAUAUUUUUGGAAAUCAUAGCUUUUUAUUUCAAGGGCCCCUGAAAACUGCACAAAAUAGAUGCUGCUUUCUAUAAUCUAUUUUAAUAGUAAUAAUAAUAUGAUUCUGUUACCUUAACUUGGGGGUGGAACACUACAUUCUUUUUAGAGUCUGAUUUUAUGGAUUGGAAUACUUUGCUUUUCUUUAUUUAUUUGAAGUAAUUAGUCUAGUGGUUACAAAACAAAUUCAUAAAUUUUAAAGGACUUUUUUCGCUCUUUUUUUUUUCUAGGAUAGUAUUUUUAAGUACUUUUGUGUAACAUCCAGAUAAUGUGAUACUGUCUCUUUGAAGAACUAUGUAAAACUUUUAGAAAUUUGAAAUUGGGUCUUGACUCUUAAUGCAUGUGGACAGUCGCAAGCGUUCAUGCCGUUGGUGUAUCUGUGUUGAUAAAACCUGUAAUCUACAGCAAAGUACAUUCCGUUCAUGGGAACACGUACCCAAGGGAAUAAAGUAAAAUAUUACUCUAAGUUGUAAACCUAUGCACAUCCCUUGCAUUUUGGGCAACUUUAUAAAAAAAGAAAAAAAAAAAACAAACUGAUUUUUAUUAAUAAUAAUCAUGUAGUGAAAUGUGUUUGUAAUUUUGUCUCAAUUUAAUUUGUUGUAAGGUGGGAGGGGGCAAAUACUGGUUUCACCAUUUCAGAUCUGUGUUGUCUGAGAGUAUUAACGUUUUAAUUAAGUUUAAGCAAAGAAAUGCUGAUUUUUAAUAUGUAUGUAAUUGUUUAAAAAUGCACACAUUUUAAAAGAAAAUACUGUGCAAUGAAGAAACCAGUUUAGGCAUUGCGAUAAACUGACUAUUCCAAAAGACUCAUCUACAACAGCCCUGUAAAUUCCUUUAAAAAUGGUAAUCGACUUUACAGUCUGACCAAUUUUUUUUUUAUUUUAAAUAUACUUCCUUUUAUGUGUUCAACAA
Messenger RNA from Merops nubicus (carmine bee-eater), 2980 nucleotides. It is a transcript of the gene CASK, whose product is annotated as calcium/calmodulin-dependent serine protein kinase (MAGUK family). The transcript is spliced from 16 exons. Lineage: Eukaryota; Metazoa; Chordata; Aves; Coraciiformes; Meropidae. The record is from RefSeq and is a predicted model, not a curated record. Gene Ontology annotation, molecular function: signaling receptor binding. Gene Ontology annotation, biological process: regulation of neurotransmitter secretion. Gene Ontology annotation, cellular component: plasma membrane; cell-cell junction; basolateral plasma membrane. The annotation marks the transcript as partial.